This is a messenger RNA of Boeremia exigua, 2420 nucleotides long. RefSeq names its product PrpF protein-domain-containing protein. Bases 16 to 1998 code for a protein of 660 amino acids. The transcript has a single exon. The record is from RefSeq and is a predicted model, not a curated record. NCBI's taxonomy places the organism in Eukaryota, Fungi, Ascomycota, Dothideomycetes, Pleosporales, Didymellaceae.
AGGGCAUGACGCGCGAUGAGACCCUCAGCGUCGCUUUCUCUGCGCAUUAAAACCUACACCACCCACAAAGAUACGCCCAAGCCCAAGGCCGCCGCUGUUCAAGCCCCGAUCCCAGCCGCGUACUACAGGGGCGGCACCUCGCGCGCCGUAUUCUUUCAACCCCAGCACCUUCCGCCAGAUCGUGCACAAUGGCCUGGUAUCUUCCGGCAAACAAUGGGCAGCGGCGACCUUUAUGGGCGUCAGUUAGACGGUAUGGGCGCUGGCAUCUCCAGCCUCAGUAAGAUCUGUCUAGUCGAGCCCUAUGGCGGAAGGAAGGUUGUGUCCAAGCAAGCAAUUGCCGAUAGGGUGCAGUACCAGAGCCUCGACGGAGCGCGCGAUCUUCUCCAGAAUGUUUUGGCCAGAGGUGACGCUGUAGACGGCAUCGACGUUGAUUAUACAUUCGUGGGACUGGGCAUCGAGAGCGACGAGGUGGACGUAGCAGGCAAUUGCGGCAACAUGAGCAGCGCCAUUGGCCCGUAUGCCUAUAAUGCCGGCCUGCUGCCGCCGCGUAUAUAUGCAAAAGGCAACGGCGAAGUCACGGUCAGGAUCCGCAACACAAACACCGGCAAGCUCAUAAGCGCGACUUUCCAUGUCGAUGGCGGACAAGCAACUGUCGCGGGCGAUUACACAAUCGACGGCGUGACGGGGCCUGGCUCCAGGAUCACGCUGGACUUCGAGCGGCCGUAUGGUAGCAAGACUGGCAAGGUGCUACCUACUGGCAACAAGGUUGAUCGCAUUCUCGACUACAAAGUGACCUGUGUGGACGGCGCGAACCCUUGCAUCUUCAUACGCGCAAGUGAUGUCGGCGUGGAUGGCACUGUCCUGCCCAGCGACUUCAACAAGCUGCCGGAAAAGCUCGCUCUACUCGAAUCAAUACGCAAAGCGGCCGCGGUGGCCAUGGGCAUUGCCCCGACUGAAGACACUGUCCCUCGCACGAUUCCUAAGAUUGGUAUCGUUUCCAUGUCUUCCGAACAUCCUGUGCUCUCUGGUCAGACGCUCCUCACCUCACAGACCGAUCUUGUAGUCCGCUUCCUCUCCGACACGCAACCGCACCGCGCUAUCCCGCUCACGGCGGCGUUGACCACAGCUGUAGCAGCACGCAUACCUGGUACUAUCGUCGAACAGUUGCUGGCGCCUGAUCCCGUCGUGGAUGGUGUCAUCACCAUCGGUCAUGCGAGCGGAAGGUUGCAAGUUGAUGCCACAAUGGACAAGAACGAUGAACUUACGCCUGUCAACGCAACAGUUUAUAGGACGGCGAAGCGUCUUUUCGAAGGGACAACAUUCUGGGUAGAUAACGUCGCGAACACGCCCAAAGAGGGAGCGCUGCGAAGCGUGCACGGGAUGCAUGGCACACACUCACUGGGCAUGGCAUUCGUACUAGAAAGUCGCGGACAGUCCACAAAGGAGCUGUAUGCUGGAGAAGAGGAGGUGGUCGCUGAACAUGUGGAAAGAAAACCUGACCCUCUCGAAGAACUUGGAUUUACGAGAGUACGAAUGUACUCGUCGACUCACAAAGUUUCUCCCAAAAGCUCCACUGACCCCAUCACUGAAAAGCCUGACCCGGCCGAGAUAAAGAUAAGAUACAGGACGGACGAGCAGCGCCCGUCGGACAGGGAAGGCAUAGAAACGUACGUCAACGAGGGCGGAAACACGCAAGAACAGCCUGAUACCGGUGUGGACCAUAUGGCACGUUCCAGAACUGGUCCGAACAAACACAAACUCAGUCACAGACCCAUCGCGACUGGGAAAGCGCGAAGCCUCAAGCUGAAUGUGCGAAAAGAAAAGCUGAAAGUCGCAAAAUCGCUCAAGAAAAGGCGCGACAACAACGAAAACAAAACCACAGAAGCACAUGAAAGGAGUGAGAGCGAGAAAACAGCAAUGAGGGAGAUGAUCGACCGCGACCGCGCGCGCGAAGCUCGAUGGGCCCAAAUGUCGUCCACUAAGGACGACUCGUCGUAGUAAAAUCACAUACACCACACCGUCAAGCCGCCCUCGCGCAUGCUGACUCGGCCCUAACUCCCCCCCUCCAUCUCCAUGUCUGUCUACGAUACACAGCCCUAGUGCUAUGAAUACUCGCACUCGAUGCCUCGUGCCUCGUGCUGGAUGCACCGGUGGAACUGACCCUCGACUCGAAUCGCCAAGCACCCCGUACCUAAACUCCACCCUACGCCCCCAGCCCCGUAAGAAGACAAAACGCAGUAGACGACCGACGGUGUAUCACGUACAGCACGGGGUCGGCGCGGCGCGGUGCCAUACUUCGCACCGCUCGUCGGCCGCCGAGAGCAGCAUGCAGCAUGCAGGGCGCGCGUACAAGGGCCGUUACCGGGCGAUCAGGUUGCCUGCAGCCGCUAGGAUACAGGCUGUGUGGGCUGCGGUGUGUG